Molecule: messenger RNA, 5618 nt
Organism: Platichthys flesus (European flounder)
Lineage: Eukaryota; Metazoa; Chordata; Actinopteri; Pleuronectiformes; Pleuronectidae
Gene: map3k5
Product: mitogen-activated protein kinase kinase kinase 5
Exons: 30
Coding region: 526-4608 (1360 amino acids)
Biological process (GO): MAPK cascade; cellular response to stress; protein phosphorylation
Molecular function (GO): ATP binding; MAP kinase kinase kinase activity
Source: RefSeq, a predicted model, not a curated record
GAUAUCAGUGGAAACUGGGCAGGGUCCAACCGCAGUCCACGACGCGCGCACGGUGCCGCCUGUACUGUACUUUCUCCUUUACGCGCCAUGACGCACGGUUUGCGCCGGACUCCAACUGCGCUCAACUUGUCCUCGCUGUGACAUCGCUUGUUUCCUGUGGGCGUUUCAGCGCAGACACCGGCCGUGUUGUGUUGUGUUGCUGAACUUCUGGAAGUAUGUGCGUGAGUCGUGGGAGCUGAGGAGGAGGAAUGCGCGGAUUUGGAGGAUUUUUGCGCGUGUGCGAGUGUUUUCGUGUCGUGACUCCGCGGCGAGGAACAGUGAGCGUGGGAUCCUCCGCAGACAUGCAGCGCGAUGUGGAGCUGCAGCUCUGCCGCUAACACACUGUUUACCUGUGUUGUUGAGACGGAGCCAGACGUGCCCGUGCAGCGGCUCCAUGGGUAACCGCCGUGCGUAACGCUGGCUCUCCAUGGAGGACUGCUGCGGGAAGCCACACUUUCUAACGCGGUGAGCGACACUUGGAGCAAGAUGAGUCAAGAGCAGGACGGGAUCUCCUUACAGGUGCCUUGCUUAGGGGCUUGUCCCGGCAAAGAGAGCCCCGGGGAUGGAGGCGCGUCCGGGAUCCCAGCUGCAGGAACUUUCUGGCAGGACUCGACGGUGGUGGUCAGCGGCGCGGUGUUCAGCCCCACCACCGGGAGCUGCCCGAUGGAAGGCGGAGGCUUGCUCUCCACGGGGAAGACGAUCAAGAACAGGCCGGUGACGGUGGCUUAUGUGGUGUACGGGGAGGGCAACCAGCAGAACAACGCGGAGAGCAUGGCCCUGCAGUGUCUGAAGGACGCCUGCGACGCGGGGGGCAGCAUACUGGAAACUGUGAACUUUGGGAAACUGGACUUCGGGGAGACCACGGUGCUGGACAGCUUCUACAACGCAGAUCUGGCCGUGGUGGAGAUGACGGACGCCUUCCGCCAGCCCUCGCUCUUCUACCACCUGGGAGUCCGGGAGAGCUUCAGCUUGGCCAACAACAUCAUCCUGUACUGCGACACCAACUCCGACUCCCUCCAGUCGCUGCAGGAGAUAAUUUGCCAGAAGAACACUACGUGCUCGGCCAACUACACCUUCAUCCCGUACAUGGUGACGCCGCACAACAAGGUGUACUGCUGUGAGAGCAACCUGAUGAAGGGCCUGAACGAGCUGAUGCAGCCCAACUUCGAGAUGCUGCUGGGGCCCAUCUGCAUGCCGCUGCUGGACCGCUUCGUCCAGCUGCUCAAGGUGUCCCAGGCCAACUCCCAUCAGUAUUUCCAUGAGACGAUUCUGAACGAGAUCCGGAAAGCCCGGGAGCUGUACACGGGCCUGGAGCUGGCCGUCGAGCUGAGCCGGAUCCAACAGCGGCUGGACAACGUGGAGUGUCUCUCAGUGGACAUCGUCAUCAACCUGCUGCUGACCUACAGGGACAUCCAGGAUUACGAGUCCAUCGUGAAGCUGGUGGAGACGCUGGAGAAGCUGCCGACCUUUGACCUCGUGGCUCAUCCGCACGUGAAGUUCCACUACGCCUUUGCACUGAACCGGAGGAACCUGCCGGGUGACCGACAGAAAGCCCUGGACAUCAUGCUGCCCCUGGUGGAGGACGAGGAGAAGGUCGCCUCGGACAUCUACUGCCUGGUGGGACGCAUCUACAAGGACACGUUCCUGGAGUCUCACUUCAGUGACACGCAGAGCAGGGACAACGGCACACUGUGGUUUAAAAAGGGCUUCGAGUCCGAGCCGACGCUUCACUCUGGGAUCAACUACGCCGUCCUCCUCCUGGCGGCCGGGCACCAGUUCGACACGUCCUUCGAGCUCCGCAAGACGGGCGUGAAGCUGAGCAGCCUGCUGGGGAAGAAGGGCAGCCUGGACAAGCUGCAGAGCUACUGGGACGUGGGCUUCUUCCUGGGCGCCAGCAUCCUGGCCUGCGACAACAACCGGGUCAUCCAGGCCUCCGAGAAGCUCUUCAAACUCAAAGCUCCCAUCUGGUACCUGCGCUCGCUGGUGGAGACCAUCCUGAUAUAUCAGCACUUCAAGAAGCCCGGUGUGGAGCAGCCGGCCCCCAAGCAGGAGCUGGUGGACUUCUGGAUGGACUUCCUGGUGGAGGCGACCAAGAAGGAUGUCUCCUCCGUCCGGUUUCCUGUGUUGAUACUAGAGCCCACGAAAGUCUACCAGCCUUCCUAUUUGUCCAUCAACAAAGACGUGGAGGACAACACGGUGUCCAUCUGGCACGUCGCCCCUGAUGACAAGAACAAGGGGAUUUACGAGUGGAACUUCAGCGCCACAUCAGUCCGAGGUGUCAGCAUCAGCAAGUUCGACGAGCGCAGUGCCUUCCUGUACGUCCUGCACAAUGCCGACGACUUCCAGAUCUACUUCUGCACAGAGAUGCACUGCAAGAGGUUCUGUGACCUGGUCAACAGCAUCACUGAGGAGACGUGGAAAGGUCCGGAGGAGGGAGACUGUGACAACGACGCCUUAGAGUACGACUACGAGUACGAUGAGCACGGAGAGAGGGUGGUUCUGGGUAAAGGCACGUUCGGCGUGGUGUACGCCGGCCGAGACCUCAGCAACCAGGUCCGACUGGCCAUCAAAGAAAUCCCAGAGAAAGACAGCAGGUACUCUCAGCCGCUCCACGAGGAGAUCGCUCUCCACAAACACUUGAAGCACAAGAACAUCGUGCAGUACCUCGGCUCCCUCAGUGAGAACGGCUUCAUCAAGAUCUUCAUGGAGCAGGUUCCCGGAGGGAGUCUGUCGGCGCUGCUCAGGUCCAAGUGGGGCCCUCUGAAAAACAACGAGUCCACCAUCGGCUUCUACACGCGGCAGAUCCUCGAGGGGCUCAAGUACCUGCACGACAACCAGAUCGCACACAGAGACAUCAAGGGGGACAACGUGCUCAUCAACACCUACAGCGGCGUGCUGAAGAUUUCCGAUUUCGGCACGUCCAAGAGGCUGGCGGGGAUCAACCCCUGCACGGAGACGUUCACAGGCACACUCCAGUACAUGGCUCCUGAAAUCAUAGACAAGGGUCCUCGGGGGUACGGGAAACCAGCGGACAUCUGGUCUCUCGGCUGCACCAUCAUAGAAAUGGCGACUGGGAAACCACCUUUCUACGAACUGGGAGAACCGCAGGCCGCCAUGUUCAAGGUGGGCAUGUUCAAGAUCCAUCCAGAGAUCCCAGAGUCCAUGUCGCUGGAGGCCAAGGCCUUCAUCCUGCGCUGCUUCGAGCCCGACCCCGACCACCGGGCCACCGCCAACGACCUGCUCACCGACGAGUUCCUCACCGUCACCAGCCGCAAGAAGAAGGGCAAGGGCAGCUUCACAGCUCUGUCUCCGGGGUCAGAGUACCUGCGCAGCAUCUCCCUGCCGGUGCCGGUGGUGGUGGAGGACACCAGCAGCAGCAGCGAGUACGGCUCCGUGUCCCCCGACAAUGACCUGAACUCCAACCCCUUCAUCUUCAAGCCCAGCAUCAAGUGCUACAGCGAGAGAGACGUCAAGGGGCCCAGGUCGCUCUUCCUCAGCAUUCCUGUGGAGAACUUCGAGGACCACAGUGCCCCCCCGUCCCCCGACGAGAAGGACUCGGGCUUCUUCAUGCUCCGGAAGGACAGCGAGAGACGAGCCACGCUGCACCACAUCCUGACGGAGGACCGGGACAAGGUGGUGGCCAACCUGAGGGAGGCCCUCACACAGGGCUCCGAGGAGAUGAAGCUGAAGCCGCAGCACAUCUCCACCCUCGUGGUCAGCCUGGCCGACUUCGUUCGCAUGGCCGACAGGAAGAUCAUCGCCAACACGCUGUCGCAGCUCAAACUGGAGCUGGACUUCGACAGCACCGCCAUCAGUCAGCUGCAGGUGGUGCUGUUCGGGUUCCAGGACGCUGUGAACAAGGUGCUGAGAAACCACAACAUCAAACCUCACUGGAUGUUCGCUCUGGACAACAUCAUCCGUAAAGCCGUGCAGACGGCCAUCACCAUCCUGGUGCCAGAGCUGCGGCCUCACUUCAGUCUGGCCUCGGAGAGCGACCCGGCCGAUCAGGACGACGUGGACGACGACCCCGAGCAGGAGAGAAGCUCCGCCCACCACAGCCGAGCGCCGACCAUCGCCGCUCACGACGACACGGUGGCCACGUCGGGGGUGAGCACGCUCAGCUCCACCGUGUCACACGAGUCCCACCACGCCCAGCGCUCUGUGAGCAUGGAGCUGGGCAGGAUGAAGCUGGAGACCACCAGGCUGCUGGAACAGCUGCUGGAGAGGGAGCAGGAGUACCAGUCCAUCCUGCAGCAGGUGCUGGAGGAGAGAGAGCAGGAGAUCAGACUACUGAGGCUGCGAUCUGAGCCCACAGACGUCUUCACGUCGUCCUCUGAAGAACAGACGAGUCAACCUGAGGAGACACGAGAAGACCCGGAGCUGAGCGGCUGGCUGAGGCUUUACGGUGCCGACCAGGACGCCAUAGAAAAGGUCCUGAAGGAGGAGUACACGCUGAACAACAUCCUCCACGAUGUGACGAGAGAAGAUCUGAAGAGUUUAAGACUGAGAGGUGGGAUCCUGUGUAAACUAUGGAAGGCCAUCACAGACUACAGGCAGCAGCCGACCUGAGGCCUUCACUGACCCCACCCGCCCAGAGGAGCCUGGACUCGAAUCAAACGCUCAGUAUUCUCUUCUUUACCUCAGUAUUUAUAAGAGCGACCCGUUCAGGAGCAGCGCCUGUGAUCACCGGGUCCGCGGAGGAACAAACACUACCCCCCCCCCCCCAUCCCCCCCGAGCGGCGAGGUCCUGCUGUUUUUAUAAUCCUGAAACGAGGAUUUGGGACAUGAGGUCAUUAUGACGGCAAACAAUCACUGAGAAGUGCCACUGGUUUUUCUUACGAUGCUUUGUGGGAAAAAUCCACCAUUAAAACCUUAAACCAACUUUUCCUUUGUCUUUAAAGAGGUUUACAGAACUGACCAACACAAGCCUGAGAUACAAAAUACUGCGUUCAAAACCAUCUGUACUCCUGUUUCUAUCAUCUUAUCACUACUUUAUUUAAGUGGAUCUUUAAUUUAAUUGUUAUGGUUAUUUGAAGGAUGUCAGUGCAUGCCCUGUUUUUUCUGUUUUUUACUGUUCAGCGACUUAUUUAAUUCGUUUUUUCACUUUUCUUUUUAUAUUACGAAACGUGUAAAUAUUGUGUUAAAAAAAUUAUAUGUGAAUCACAUUUAUGUACUUUAAAAAGCAGAUUUAUUGAUAAACAUAGCCUAGUUGAAUCUCCAUGUGGGACCAGACCGAGUCUAAGAUGAACAUGUGAAAAGUAAACGGGGCGUUGUCGUGUUUUCUUGUAUCACAAAUCCUAGGAGACGAUGUUUGUGUAGUAAUUCAUGUUACGUCACAUCAUGUGCUCUCUUUCUGUUGUUGUACACUGACAAACGUGCUCGUGUGAUACGACUUCUGUCACGUUCAUGUUGUGAUUAAAAUAUGAAAUGGAAGAACCUUGACUUUUUUUGCUAUUUUAAAACAUGAUGUCAGAAUGGGGGGGGGGGGGGGGGACUAACCACGAGCUGUGUUUCCGUUUGUGUUUGAAUGAAUCGAGAUGUUUGUGUCAUAAUGUUGAAUAAAACUUUUCAUCUUGAAA